UCAACAUGAAGAAUCUUUCCUUAUUGGUUUCCUUCUACUUCUCUCUCUUCUCGCUCUUACUUUUUGGAGAGACUGAGGCAGGUGAACAAGCACAAAAUAGGAGUGUGUACAUAGUUUAUAUGGGGGCUGCGACUUGGCCAAAUGGAACCUCCAGAGAUGACCACUCUCACCUUGUAACCUCUGUCAAGAAGGUUAGUAAAAGAACUAUAAAGCUACUGGUACAAACCUACAAACAUGGUUUCUCUGGAUUUGCUGUUCGAUUGACCAAGGAGGAGGCAGAUUCAAUAGCACGAAGACCAGAAGUUGUCUCAGUGUUCCCCGAUCCAGUCUUGGAUCUCCACACGACCUGAUAAUGGGACUUCCUGAGAUAUUAAACUGAUCUAGAAAUCGAUUCCACUGCUCGUUCGGAUGCUGACUCCUCUCAGGGAUCUGACACCAUAAUUGGGAUAUUAGACACAGGUAUUUGGCCAGAGUCACAAAGUUUUAACGACAAGGGUAUGGGCCCAAUUCCAUCAAGGUGGAAGGGGACCUGUAUGGAAGGCCAAGAUUUCACCUCGGCACAUUGUAACAGGAAACUCAUCGGAGCAAGAUACUACAAUGAUCCUGAAGACAACGAUCCCAGAACUCGUACACCGAGGGAUAAGGUUGGCCACGGCACUCAUGUUGCAUCGAUAACAGGUGGAAGCCCAGUCCCUGGAGCAUCAUACUAUGGCCUAGCAUUGGGCACAGCCAAAGGCGGAUCCCCCACCUCAAGGAUUGCUAUCUACAGUGUCUGCAAACCCACUGGCUGCAGUGGCUCUGCUAUCCUGGCAGCAUUUGAUGAUGCAAUAGCUGAUGGGGUGGUUGAUGUAUUAUCAGUUUCACUGGGAUCGUCAGAUGAUAUGACACCUGAUUUCUCAUCCGAUCCUAUAGCCAUCGGAGCAUUCCACGCAGUUGAGAAGGGCAUUACUGUGGUCUGCUCUGCUGGGAACAGCGACCCCACACCCCAGACAGUUGCAAAUGUUGACCCCUGGAUUCUGACUGUUGCUGCCACCACCAUCGACCGUGAUUUUCAGUCUGUUCUUGUCCUGGGUAACAACAAAGUCAUUAAGGGUGGAGGCAUUCAUUUUGGUGACAUACAAAAAUAUGCCAUUUAUCCCAUGAUAUAUGGGAUGGAUGCCAAGUUGGGUUCCAAUUAUAUCGAUGAUGAUAAUGAAGCAAGGAACUGCAACCCAGGGGCAAUAGAUGAAGAGAAAGUGAAGGGGAAGAUAGUUGUGUGCGAUAAUGAAAACAAUCGCUACUUAAUUGAAGACAAGGUAGGGGAAGUGGCCAGCCAAGGUGGAAUUGGAGUGGUUUUGGUUGACGAUGAGGCAAGGAUUGUUGCUUCAAGCUAUGGAUCUAGUCCAGUGUCAGUGAUCACUUCAAACGAAGCUGCUGAAUUACGCUUGUACCUUGACUUCACCAGGUACCCAGUUGGGACAAUUCUUCCAACAGUGUCUUUGACAAAUUAUAAGCCAGCUCCCAAGGUGGCCUCCUCAUCCAGAGGUCCUUCAUUCAGCACAAAGCGUAUUCUCAAGCCUGAUAUUGCAGCGCCAGGAGUGGACAUUCUUGCAGCAUGGCCUGGCAAUGACACAGAACAUGCUAUCAAGGGAAAAGGCACUCCACUCUUCUAUUUGCUCUCGGGAACUUCCAUGUCAUGCCCGCACGUUUCAGGCAUUGCUGCCACGGUUAAAUCUCAGUUCCCAAACUGGAGUCCCUCUGCAAUCAAAUCAGCCAUAGUGACAACAGCAACUCAAACCAAUAACAUGAAGGACACAAUAACAACAGAUUCAGGGUCAGUUGCCACACCUUACGAUUAUGGUGCAGGGGAAGUAAUCACAACAGGGUCAUUACAGCCAGGAUUAGUUUAUGAGACAAACACAAUCGAGUACCUGGAGUUUUUCUGUAACUAUGGCUACGAUACAUCCUCUAUCCACAUUAUGUCAUCAAAAGUUCCAGAUGGAUUUAAAUGUUCUGAGACUGCAAGGAGUAAUUUAAUCUCCAAUAUGAACUAUCCAUCAAUAGCCAUCUCCCAUUUUGACGCAGAAGAAGGAAAAAAGGUUAUCAGAACCGUCACAAAUGUUGGUGUUGAGGAUGAAACACUUUAUAUUGCAUCCAUCAGUGCACCUAUCGGAUUGGAUGUCAAGGUGAUACCUGAUAAACUACAGUUUACAAAGACCAAGAAGAAGCUAAGCUAUGAAGUGAUCUUUGCAUCAUCUACAGCUUCAACAAAUACAGAUAUGUUUGGUUCAAUUACAUGGUGUAAUGGAAAAUACAGAGUCCGGUCUCCAUUUGUUGUAAGCAGAUAA
This is a messenger RNA of Diospyros lotus (date-plum), 2327 nucleotides long. RefSeq names its product CO(2)-response secreted protease-like. The record is from RefSeq and is a predicted model, not a curated record. The transcript is spliced from 9 exons. Gene Ontology annotation, molecular function: serine-type endopeptidase activity. Lineage: Eukaryota; Viridiplantae; Streptophyta; Magnoliopsida; Ericales; Ebenaceae. Gene Ontology annotation, biological process: proteolysis.